Molecule: messenger RNA, 1488 nt
Organism: Malus domestica (apple)
Lineage: Eukaryota; Viridiplantae; Streptophyta; Magnoliopsida; Rosales; Rosaceae
Product: endoglucanase 14-like
Biological process (GO): carbohydrate metabolic process
Molecular function (GO): hydrolase activity, hydrolyzing O-glycosyl compounds
Source: RefSeq, a predicted model, not a curated record
AUGAGGUGUGUUCUUGCUCAAUGCUCCUUAAAUUCAAUUUGUAUUUGCCUUCUUAUGUUUUUAUUGACUACUCAAAAUGCAGUUCUUGGUGAUAUAGACUAUGGCGAUGCUCUCACCAAGUCUUUGUUGUUUUACGAGGCUCAACGUUCCGGUAAAUUGCCUUCCACGCAAAGAGUGCAAUGGCGUGGAGAUUCUGGGCUUAAAGAUGGAAGUGAUGCUGGUGUUGAUCUUGUGGGAGGAUAUUAUGAUGCUGGUGACAAUGUUAAGUUUGGAUUUCCCAUGGCAUUCACAAUAACAAUGCUUUCAUGGAGUACAUUGGAGUUCACCAAACAACUCGAGGCCAAGGAUGAGCUGUCAAAUGCAUUGGAUGCCAUCAAAUGGGGAACGGAUUAUCUGAUCAAAGCACACACUACGCCGAAUGUCCUCUAUGGUGAAGUUGGUGAUGGUGAUUCAGAUCAUGAGUGCUGGCAGAGACCCGAAGACAUGACCACUCCGCGAACAACCUUUAAGAUUGAUGAGCAACACCCAGGAUCUGACCUUGCCGGUGAAACUGCUGCUGCUUUGGCUGCAGCUUCCAUUGCUUUCAAGGAUAAAAACCCUAAAUAUGCAUCCGACCUUUUGACGCAUGCAAAACAAUUAUUCGAGUUUGCUCGCAAUCACCCUGGCAUUUAUUCGAAUAGCAUUUCAGCAGCAGGAAAAUUCUAUGCCAGCAGUGGAUAUGAGGAUGAGCUAUUAUGGGCUGCUUCAUGGCUUCAUCGUGCUACUGAUGAUAAAACCUACCUGGAUAAUCUUGGCCAAGCAGGCAAUACUGGUGGUGCUAGAACUGUGUUUGCUUGGGAUGACAAGUUUAUUGGCGCACAAGUCCUUGUUGCAAAGCUUGUUUUGGAGGGCAAGGUAGACUCUGCAGGUGCAUGGGGACAAUACAAGAGCCAAGCUGAGCAAUUCAUUUGCUCUUGCAUUCAAAAAGGUAACAACAAUGUGAAGAAGACGCCUGGUGGGUUGUUAUGGUUUUUGCCAUGGAACAAUCUUCAGUACACUUCAACUGCUGUAUUUGUCGCAACCGCAUAUUCAGAGUACUUGAACGCCAAGCAUGCCUCCAUUCAAUGCCCUGGGGGCAUUGUCAAGCCGUCUGAUCUUAUUGCCUUGGCCCAGUCACAGGUGGACUAUAUCUUGGGAUCGAAUCCAGAGGGUAUGAGUUUCAUGGUUGGAUUUGGGACAAAAUAUCCGACCCAAGUUCACCACAGAGGAGCAUCCAUUGUUUCAAUCAAGGAGAAUUCAGCUCCUGUUUCAUGCAAAGCUGGGUUCGACUUGUGGUUCAACAAGACCUCGCCAAACCCGAAUGUAUUGGAUGGAGCAAUCGUUGGUGGCCCGGAUGAGAAUGAUGGCUACUCAGAUUCAAGGUCGAACUUCCAAAUGGCUGAACCAGCAACUGUUUCUACAGCACCACUAGUAGGUGUCCUCGCUAGGCUUGCCUUAGUUAAUUGGUAG